GCGGUAUUAUAGCUGUGUUUGUAGCUUGAUGCGUGUGUGUGUGUGUGUCCCAUGUGAUGUGUCUGGAGCGUGUGCAGCCUCACACACACACACACAGGUUGUCUUUUUGUCGCUUACAGUAAGAGGAGGCAGACAGAGUGUGUGUGUUUGUGUGUGUCACCGCUAAACUUUGUUUGUUUCUUUAUUUUCUCUCCGACCGAAGCUACACUGAUGUAGCAUGUAGCAUCUCCUCGGGGGGCUCAACAACAACAACAACAACUGAAAUCCAACUGGAUGCUGACAGACUGGACUUCUUUGGGUGGGGCUGACGCGCAUGACACCAACACUGGAGCGGAGCCCAGGUGUUACAUUAAACAAAAAUAAAAAAAAUAAAUCAGUUUGAAUCGAGUGGAUGAAGUCAUGACCAAACCCGAGUCGAAGAAAAGCAGCGUGGCCGCCGUGAUCAACACCACCACCACCACCAGCAGCACCACCGGCAGCACCGGCACCGGCAAGUGCGCCACAGCCGCAUCCAACGCCGGGCAGGUCAACAACGGAUGCUCGGUCGAGCCGGGCUGUCCGACUCCGAGCAAAGCCGGUGUGAUGAAGCAGACCUCCAGGGAGAGUCUGCACCGGAGAAACACCGAGUGUGAGGUGUAUGACGACGGGACCAACACCUUUUUCUGGCGAGCCCAUACUGUGACGGUGCUGUUCAUUCUGACCUGUGCUCUGGUCUACGUCACUCUGUUGGAAGAGACACCGCAGGACACGGCCUACAACACCAAGAGGGGAAUUGUGGCAAGCAUCCUGGUGUUCCUCUGUUUUGGAGUGACACAAGCGAAAGAUGGACCCUUCACAAGACCACAUCCAGCUUACUGGCGAUUCUGGCUCUGUGUCACCGUCGUCUACGAGCUGUUCCUCAUCUUCAUCCUGUUCCAGACGGUGCAUGACGGACGACAGUUCAUGAAGUACAUCGACCCCAAGCUCGGGGUUCCUCUUCCUGAGCGCGACUACGGAGGAAACUGCCUCAUGUACGACCCAGGAAACACCACCGACCCCUUCCACAACAUCUGGGACAAGAUGGAUGGAUUUGUUCCAGCUCACUUCCUGGGAUGGUAUAUCAAGACGCUGAUGAUUCGGGACUGGUGGAUGUGCAUGAUAAUAAGUGUCAUGUUUGAGUUCCUGGAAUACAGCCUGGAGCACCAAUUACCUAACUUCUCCGAGUGCUGGUGGGACCACUGGAUCAUGGAUGUGUUGGUGUGUAACGGUCUGGGGAUAUACUGUGGCAUGAAGACACUGGCCUGGUUGUCAAUGAAGCCGUACCAGUGGCAGGGCCUGUGGAACAUUCCUACAUACAAGGGGAAGAUAAAGCGUAUAGCAUUCCAGUUCACACCGUACAGCUGGGUGAAGUUUGAGUGGAAGCCUGCUUCAACAGUCCGUCGCUGGCUUGCCGUGUUAGGCAUCAUCUUUAUGUUCCUCCUCGCGGAGCUGAACACCUUCUACCUGAAGUUCGUGUUGUGGAUGCCUCCUGAACACUACCUGGUGCUGCUCCGCCUGGUCUUCUUCGUCAACGUGGGAGGUGUAGCAAUGAGGGAAAUCUACGACUUCAUGGACGACCCGAAGUUCCACAAGAAGCUCGGGCAGCAGGCGUGGCUGGUGGCAGCGAUCACGGUGACCGAGUUCCUCAUAGUGGUCAAGUACGACCCCAACACCAUCAUGCUGCCCAUCCCCUUCUUCGUCAUGCAGUGCUGGUUUUUAGGAAUCGGUCUCAUCUUUAUCUGGACCGUGUGGCGGUUCUUCAUCCGCGACAUCACACUGCGUUACAAAGAGACCCGUCGACGCAAACAGGAAGUCCCCGCCGACCGGGACCGGCCCCUGGGCAACGGCAACACAGCCACCCCGUCCGGGCGGAGCAAGCUGAACGGAAGCUCGGAGACGGUGCGGCAGAGGAAGUCCUGAGGGGCGGGGAACGCGAGUCGUCACUCGGUCGGGUCGGGUCAGCAGCAGGACGUGGAGGGGGUGGAAAGGAUGAGGUUUGAUGAAGGAGGGAGGGAGGGUGGGCGAAAUGAGAAGACUGAAGGAGAAUCGUGACACAGAGACACAUGUAGGGACAAACAGAUGGACUUUUUUUUGUGCCUACAUGAACCAAGUAGUCAUUCAGCCGAGGCGAGGGGUGAAGGGGUGAUUUUCAUUCGGUGCAUUGUCUAGUUAUAUUGUCUUACUACAGGGAUUUACCUCAUUCUGUUUUUUUUUUAGGAAGAUCUGGGGAAUAAUACACAGGACAGGAAACUUUUUUUGUGUUAUUUAUACAUUAUUUUGGAUGUUGGGUGAUGAGGGGGAGGCAAAAUCACAGAGAGGUGUAGUAAUGGAGUAAAGGAGGGAUACAGGUGAGCAGGGACGUAGGUAGGUAGGACUCUCGACCAACGAUCGACAGCGGUUUCCAUUUUCUCAGCUGCACUUUGUCUUAGAAAACUGUCUUAGAGAUGAGCGUCGGGGGGGAAAACAUUGCCCGCCACUGUAAAUAUGCUUUUGUGUUUUGUGCAGUCGCGUGAGUGCAGGUGAGAAAAAGGAGAGAGUGUUCGGAGCAGUGACGAGUUUCUGUAGGUAACUGAUGUUCAGUAUGAACCUGAAGGAUUUUUUGGCCACAAUAUUGCCAAGCAGCAGCAGCAGCAGCAGCAGCAGCGAGAGAACGGAGCUCGGUUUUUUAACGCGGACGCUCUCCAGCUGGGUUCGAUUUAAAAAAUAUUCCAUUUCUUAUUUUUAUUUAGUGUCCAUUGAUUCCCAUGCAUUUCUGAGUGAUUAGAGUAGUCUUCUUAAGUUUGGUUGCAGGCUCCUGAUACAUUGUUUACAUGUGGGAGACGAGAUUUUUUUUUACGGUUCAGGGUUUUCAUCCCUGGGCGCGCUGAGCCUCGAGGUCCUUGUAACUGCUGGGGAUCCUCUCUCAGUCCGACACCCGAGAGGGACGAACUCCUCUCGGGCUUUGUUCUUGAAAAGAACAACAACAAAAAAAAAUCAAGAUGUACCAUAUUCUAGGUAUUUAACUGCUGAUAUUAUACAUGAUAUAAUGGAUAUAGUCUGGGUGUUUUUUGUAGACGUUUUCUUAUCACAGUUGUUAUUUCCUUAGGGUAAAUAGAUUAUGAACACUAGAUUGUACUCAAGUUGAGGCACUGAGAAAUCUGCAGCACUCUAACGAACACAUCCACGACAAUCACACCGACGGGAAGCUGUGCUUCCCUCUGAUGUAAGGAGACGCGUAAGGCUCACAUGCAGCACACUAACAGGACUGUCAAUGAGGCUGGGCUCAUCUAGUCACUUCAGAACAUGAAUUUAAUGUCUGAUUUAUUUUAAUGCCAAAUAUUUUUUAAUUUAAUUUUUUUUUAAAUUAAUGCCAUGUUCUGCUGUGUCUCAAUGAGACAAAAAAAAAAAAAAACAACCUUAAGUUAAAGAGUGAAGGUUUUAGUUUGUCACAUUGCACACGCCAACAAGCCAAAGCUCACAUCUCGUUCUCGCUUAAAAGCCAUAAAUGCCACCCGGACCCACGUGAGCCGAAAAAAAAAAAAAAAAAAGAAAGAUUCCUUUUCAUUUCAUUUUCAGAGAGAAGUCACGUCACCAAAACAUCUGGUCAGACAUUCAUUGAAACCAAAUUUACUUGCGGGGUGUGUCGGAAAAGAGAAUCAACUUCACACUCUGCUUUUCUUUCUUUGUGUGAUCGUACACACCAACAACUAAUAAUUCAAGUUUAUAAAAGUUUCUCACUGUUCUGACCUUCUACGGACAAAACGAUUCAUCGGUUAGUCGAGAAAUUGAUCAAUAAUAGAAAAUAAUCGUUGCGGUUUUAGUGAGAUGUUCUGAACUUUCAAUAUUUACA
This is a messenger RNA of Larimichthys crocea (large yellow croaker), 3847 nucleotides long. RefSeq names its product phosphatidylserine synthase 2 (gene ptdss2). Gene Ontology annotation, biological process: phosphatidylserine biosynthetic process. NCBI's taxonomy places the organism in Eukaryota, Metazoa, Chordata, Actinopteri, Sciaenidae. Gene Ontology annotation, molecular function: L-serine-phosphatidylethanolamine phosphatidyltransferase activity. The transcript has 13 exons. The record is from RefSeq and is a predicted model, not a curated record. Bases 400 to 1938 code for a protein of 512 amino acids.